Nicrophorus vespilloides is the source of this 1554-nucleotide messenger RNA. RefSeq lists its product as uncharacterized. Lineage: Eukaryota; Metazoa; Arthropoda; Insecta; Coleoptera; Silphidae. The annotation marks the transcript as partial. The transcript is spliced from 3 exons. The record is from RefSeq and is a predicted model, not a curated record.
AUGUCACCACUAGUCAUAGUGGGGAUAUUACUGAGUUGCGGGGCGUCCACUUUUGGGGAUGCAAAUGGUAAUGUAAACGAGAAUGCCCGCGACAUCAACAAUCUGGCCCAGAAAUUCUGGUGGGCGAACAACGACAGCCCAUUAAGCCAAGCCGCAUCCGAUUAUAAAUCCACGGUAGUCUCUUCCGGCCAUCCCGGAAAUUUGGAUCUAUCGAACAACCCCUUCUUCAACGGCGGUUUAUCGAGCAGCGGCAGCAUUCAUGCCGGAAACGGGGAAGUCAUCGACGGCAGUAUGGGCUUCUUGGGCGUUCAGCCAUCGCGCAUAACCUUUUCUAAAAAACAAACCCAAUUCGCAGAUUCCAAGUCACAGAACGGCGUUCCGUGCCAAGGGAACGGUUACUUCUGUGUCAAGAAGUCCGAAUGCCACAACGGCAUUGUCAACGGCGAAGGAUUGUCGAUCAUACCAGUCACCAGCGGGGUUUCGUACUGUAAUCCAAAAUCCGAAGCUUGUUGCCGUUACAAAGACCAAUCAGACUACGUAUCUUCUGGAAAAAGUUCAAACUUCAAGUUGACAAGUGAACCGAAGCUGACUGUAUCUAAUUACGGCGAGACUGGAGCUGAUGCUAACCGAUUAAGUGGUUCGAGCACUGCCAAACCGACUAGGGAUGCUCCAUUUACUGGAAGCACUGUAGAUUAUAGUAACACGAAAUUUGAUGAUGAUGUAAGAUUCUCCUCUUCCAUUCGUGGUCCACCAUAUCUACCACCGAAAUGUGGUCAAGAUGAAAAACUGGUAAAUGGUCAAUGUCAACCAGCAUGCGGCCCGAACUUCCACUUCGUAAAUGGCCGUUGCGAACCGUUGUGUGGACCGAAGGAACAUCUCGUAGGUGGACAGUGUCAACCAAUAUGUGGACCUAAUCAACGUUACGUAAAUGGUCAAUGUCAACCAAUUUGCGGACCAAAAGAACAUUUAGUAAAUGGUCAAUGUCAACCUACUUGCGGAUCCAAUGAACGUUUCGUUAAUGGCCAAUGUCAACCAAACUGCGGACCAAACCAACGUUAUGUAAAUGGACAAUGUCAACCAAUUUGCGGACCAAAGGAACAACUUAUUGGUGGCCAAUGCCGUUCUACAUGCGGACCAAAUGAACGAUUCGUUAAUGGUCAAUGCCAACUUAAUUGUGGACCAAAUGAACGCUUCGUUGGAGGUCAAUGUCAACCAAUUUGCGGACCAAACGAACGCCUUGUAAAUGGACAAUGCCAACCUACAUGUGGACCAAAUCAGAAACUUGUUAAUGGCCAAUGUCAACAAACUUGCAGAUCAAACGAACGUCUUGUAAAUGGACAAUGUCAACCUACCUGUGGGCCAAAUGAACGUUUCGUUAAUGGCCAAUGUCAACCAACUUGCGGACCAAACCAACGUUACGUCAAUGGCCAAUGUCAACCAAUUUGCGGACCAAACGAACGUCUUGUAAAUGGACAAUGCCAACCUUCAUGUGGACCUAAUCAGAAUUAUGUUAAUGGCCAAUGUCAACCAACUUGCGGAUCAAACGAACGUCUU